AUGCCGUCGCCCACAGGAGCUAGUUCGCAGACCGCAGACUCAACCGAUACAGCCUUAACACAUGCCUCUGGCAGUGCGACUAGUAGCAUGACUGGCAGUACCACUGGAAAGUCUGCCACCGACAAAACAGCCACCGGUACUCAGUCUGCGGAGCCUUCUGCUACCAGCGGGGGCUAUGCUGAUAGCGUCCACGCGCAUGGUGAUGAUGAUGGUCGCCUGCUCUCCUUCGAUGGUACUUUCCUUGAUUCAUUCAAGGACUUCGUGAGCUUCCUGGAGGGGGUCAAGGGUCUUCUGGCACCGACUCUCCUUGGAGACAUCGAAUCAUUCUUCCACCAUGUUGCCUACCUCCUCGAUGACACAACCACAGACCAGACUAAGAUUCUGAUUGAAACUGCCUCUGGUCUUUUGACAAAGAGCCUGAUCAGCAAAUUGAAUGGGUUACUUGACAAUGCCAGUGAGCUCUUGACCAAGGACUUUGUUCAUGAGACCAAGAGUCUUAUCGCCACAGUUGCCCCGGUGCUUACACCGGAACUGUUCAAGGAAAUCAACGGUCUGCUCGAAAAUGGAAAUAACCUGCUGAGCCCUGAGUUCGUGAAGGAGACGAAGAGUCUGAUCAAUACUGUGGCGCCUGUGGUGACCCCCGACCUUUUGAGGGAGGUCAACUCUUUGCUCAAAAACGGCAAUAGCCUCCUCUCCCCCAGUUUUAUCAAGGAAACCAAGGGUCUUAUCAACACUGUCGCCCCUGCUGUCACACCUGAGCUCCUGAAAGAGGUCAAUAGCCUUCUCCAGAACGGCAACACACUUCUGUCACCCGAAUUCGUCAAGGAGACCAAGGGUUUGAUCAACACAGUUGCUCCCGUCGUGACCCCUGAGCUUCUGAAGGAGGUUAAUGGCCUUCUCCAGAAUGGCAAUAGCUUGCUUAGCCCAGGCUUUGUCAAGGAGACCAAGGGUCUUAUCAACACAAUUGCCCCUGUGGUCACUCCUGAACUUCUCAAAGAAGUGAAUAGCCUCCUUCAGAAUGGCAAUAGCUUGCUUAGCCCUGGAUUCGUGAAGGAAACCAAGGGUCUGAUAACUGCUGUGGCUCCUGUGGUAACACCCAAGCUCCUGAAGGAAGUUAAUGGUCUUCUUACCAAUGCCAAUGACCUUCUUACUGGGAAGUCAGUCCAUAUGAUCAACGAACUGCUCACCAACGCGAACGCCCUCUUAACUCCAUCGUUCGUGAAAACGACUGGGGGAUUGAUUAAUGGAAUUUCUCCCAUGAUCACCCCGGAGCUACUGCAUAACGUUUCCUAUCUUUUGGGCAACGGAACGACCCUCUUAAGUCCAAGAUUCGUGAACGAUACUCGCUCGCUGGUAACUGGUGUUGCACCAGUCAUCACUCCUGAUCUCUUGGUCAAGGUUGGAAAUCUCCUCGGAAACGCAAAUGAGCUUCUCUCGCCGAAGUUUGUUAAUGAGACAGAGACUUUGAUUGAGGACGCAUCUGAAUUAUUGCCUCUUGUCGUGAAGUUGAUUGAUUCGUUGUAA
This is a messenger RNA of Penicillium manginii, 1524 nucleotides long. RefSeq lists its product as uncharacterized. The transcript has 2 exons. NCBI's taxonomy places the organism in Eukaryota, Fungi, Ascomycota, Eurotiomycetes, Eurotiales, Aspergillaceae. Bases 1 to 1524 code for a protein of 507 amino acids. The record is from RefSeq and is a predicted model, not a curated record.